AUGUACGACUUGCACAACUCCCCAGGACCUUCUUGGAGUUUUACGCCUAGCCAAUCUUCCGAAGAUGGAGAUUCCUGGCUACCGUCUUCUCCGCCACAAUCCUUGAGAAACGACGCUUCACCAGUCAGCAAGGAGAAUCAUCAGGAUCGAACCCGAAACUAUUCCGACGAGAAGAUUGUUGUGGACCGCAGCAGCAACAAAGAGGCUAUCGACACAGUGCCACGACCCAUUUCUGCCCAAAUCCCAUCACCUCCUCAGGAAUUAGGAAGCUCGCCGACAUCAACCCAGCAUUUUCCAGGCUCGGACGUAUCUAAUGAUAGCACAGACGUGGACAUGUUGAUCCCCGAUGGCUUGCCAAGGGAAGAGACUCCCGAUGAGCCGUUCUUCAGUCCGGCCUUUCAGUCUGCCUUACAUGCUUGCCAGACCAUAGCCAAUGACACUGCCUCUGCCAUCGAGAAGCUUCUGCAAAGCGGCUACAAAAGCGAUGAUCUGGAUAAAUUCAGAGCUGAUGCGGAACGUCUUAGUAUGGAUCAGACGACAGCAUUGAGAACGAUAGCUAUUAUUGGCGAUUCUGGCGAGGGCAAGAGCAGUGUCAUCAACUGUCUCCUCGAUUUUCCCGAGUUGGCCAAGACGGGAGAUAUCGGUGAGGCAUGUACAUCGGUCGUGACAGAAUACCGCCUGAAGACGCAAGAGCAGCAAGCUCCCAUCACCAUUGAAGUCGAGUAUCUUUCAAAGCAGGAGAUUGAACAGCACUUGGAAGAACUUACCUGGAGUUAUCGCAACCUAUUCCUUGUCAAACAGGCUAACGAAGCUGGUUCCUUGAGAGACGAACAGGGCCGACAGACUCUGAGCGACAAGGACUACGAACGUAUCGAGCGAGAAGCGGAGCAUGCCUGGUCAGCACUGGAAGCGGCAUUCGGGCAUCACGCCGGGUUCGGACGAGAGAUGCUGACGGAUCGUUCACAAGAUGUACCCUCGAUUGUUGCAAAGCUGGCUCGAUGGUCUCAAGAGCUUGAAUGGCCGGAAGGAGACCAGGAGGGAUUUUGGACGACAACAGCUACCGAUGCUGACGAAUGCUGUGAGAAGACGAGCAUCUUCAUGAACAACCGGUUCUGGCCAUUCACAAAGAUUAUCAGAGUGUUCGUCGACGCUCCAGUUCUUAGGCAUGGUGUUGUCCUUGCCGAUUUGCCCGGUCUACAAGACACAAAUCUUGCCCGGGUCCGCCUCACCCAGAAUUACCUCCUCAAGAGUGAUCACGUCUUUCUUGUCACCAACAUCAUGCGCGCGAAGACAGAUGCCUCACUGAGGUCCUCGCUUUACCAGGCUCUGGCGCAGCAUAUCCCUUUAGAAUGGGAAAAUUCGGCGGGCCAGAGCCUCAAGAUGGCAAUUGUCUGCACCAAGAUCGAUGGGAUCAACAUGACCACCAAUCGACGAGAAUUCUGCGGUCCAAACAAGCCCAUCUCACCCGCCGAAUGGGCUCGUCUCGACAGAGAGCUGGAGAAGGCCAAGUCUUCGAAGGAUGAAAAGCUGGCCAAAUCAUUCAAGAGAAAGCAGAAAACCCUCCUCAUAGGGGCGCGCAAUCGUCAUGUCACCGCGGGUCUGCAAGCCGCCUAUGCUUCCAGAGUGCCAGGGGGCCAACUGGACGUGUUUUGUGUUUCGAGCAAGCUGUUUGACAAGUACAAGAGCUCCGACGACCUCGACUUACUGCAAAUGAGCGGCAUACCGGAUCUUCGACGGUUCUGCCAUUCUAUCACGGCUUCCGCGAGGCUUUUACAGGCUCAGAACUUCCUUCGUUCCAAAUUGCCUAGCUUGCUGACUUCGAUUGAAUUGUGGGUUACCACCCAGGCCGCGUCGACUCCUCCCCGGGGGCUAGAUGCUGCCCGCGCCCAAGAGGAAUGGAGAGGCCUAAGAAAACAGACCGUCAAUGAGGUCGGAAAAGCCGCAGAUGAUCUUCAUGACGAGGUUACCGAAAAUCUCUUCCAGCAUUUCGGUCAGUCUGACCAUCGCCUUGAAGUUCCUGACAAGAAGCUGAAUAUGGCGGUAGAGCAGAGGAAUGACGCGUGGGAAAAGGAAGCAGAGAAGAAAGGUCGAGAGUGGUUAAGCUGGCAUUGGACCCAAUACAAUGCCUGGAUCCUAAGAUAUGGUGACCACUAUACCGCCAAGAGAGGCAAGGUGAACUGGAACGCAGAGCUGAUCUGGAAGACCAGGAUGGAGCUGGAAAUCCCGUGGAACUCGUUGAUGGAAGAGCGCAUACCUGAGACCUUUGAGAAACUGUUCAAGGGAGUCAAGAGCCACCUGAUGGAGCUCAAAGAGUCGGCUCAAGGUGAGUACUCGGAACUCGACACCUUUGCGCAGAGUCUCGACCUCAGACUUCAUGAAGUUCAGUUUGAAUUGGUCAAUGCUCAGCGGCUCCUCCUUCGAGAUCUAAGAUUGAUCCGUCGGAACGCGUCUGAACCGAACGGUGCUGCAUACAUUCUCGCCGAGAUGAUUCCCGCCUACCGGUCCGCAGCAGCAAUAUAUGGAACGGGAAAGAUGGCCAAACAGCAUGCAAUCGUCCAAGGCCGAAUCAGUGAUGGAACUCUGUUCCCGAACAUUUCCGACAGAAUGUUGAACGACAUCAGUUCAGUCCUGGAUGAAGCGUUCCAUGGGCUGAGACAGAAGAUGAAUGAUAUUCUCCGCCUCAUUCGCGCCGACCUCAACCUCGCCGUGCCUUCUCAUACAUCACACGUUCGAUUUACCGAUAAAGAGAGACAUGCACGGGAGCAGCUCGCACAGGAGAUCAAGAGAUUGCAGCGAGAGCACCAACAGCUGCUCGAGGGUAUUGCGGAUCUUGCAUAG
Capronia coronata CBS 617.96 is the source of this 2838-nucleotide messenger RNA. RefSeq lists its product as uncharacterized. NCBI's taxonomy places the organism in Eukaryota, Fungi, Ascomycota, Eurotiomycetes, Chaetothyriales, Herpotrichiellaceae. The record is from RefSeq and is a predicted model, not a curated record. The transcript has 13 exons. Bases 1 to 2838 code for a protein of 945 amino acids.